This is a messenger RNA of Trichoderma harzianum CBS 226.95, 714 nucleotides long. RefSeq lists its product as hypothetical. The record is from RefSeq and is a predicted model, not a curated record. The coding region runs from base 147 to 626 and encodes 159 amino acids. The transcript has a single exon. Lineage: Eukaryota; Fungi; Ascomycota; Sordariomycetes; Hypocreales; Hypocreaceae.
UCUGGGAAUAGUGCGAGGCAACAGUUGGAUGGUUUUAUAGGAUGUGAGACAUGGGAUCACUCUAGCCUCCAUAAUGCCAGCGAUAGUCGGUUGUAGACCAGGGCUGGGCCAGACCGUUGCGGAUGAUCUCCCUAUGAAGCAGCCCAAUGGGUUGUGGAUAUACCCCAGCAAUAUUCCGGCACUCGCAUCGUCAAGUUCUAGGCCUUGGAGAGUAUUCACCGACAGACUGUCUCUCGAUCUCGUUGCCUCCAGCAGCCAUUGUCCUCAACUGGAUGCGGAUGUGCAGAUGUUGGACUGAUGACUCAAUCUUUCGCUGUAUACUUGGGCCGCUUCCGUUGAUAGCAUCGGCAGUAAAUAGGCAAAAUAAUUCCAUUGCUCAAGCCGGAUGUCGCAGUGGAGACGCACUUAAGCUUAGCUACAAGACUAAGGCCAGCACAAGCCUCAGCCGACAGGCGCUCGCUAACCAGAUCGUAUAUCGUAUUUGCGCCAGUUGUGAAUGGGUGCCCAUGAGACUUGGUUUCCAGUGGCAAGCAGCAGGUGGCCAUGGGGCUGAAAUGUUCCUUAUGCAUCGACUGCAAGGCAAAACUCCAUCGGGCUGGAUCAGGCUCCGGUAUAGAGGAGUAUAGCUCGUAACCUGAGAGUCUCGGUUAAGUCUCCUGCUCUUGGAUACUUUCGAUGCUGUCUUUCGAAUGUAAGUGAAGGUUGGUCUUUUUU